CCCCCCCCUGACAAGGGGACCAGGUGGACGGUGCGGAGGGAAUGGGGCAGGGGGCAGCAGGACCAGAGUCUGUGAGUCCAGGCCUCCAAGGGGCCAAGGCCAUGGGCGGGAGGCCGCCUUCCAUCUCCCCUGGUGGUGGCCUGCGACUCAUCCCCGCCCGCUCUCCUGGGUAUGUGUCCCCAGGGACCAACCGUCACUCCUGCAGGCGAAGCCACGCAGGGGCCACCGAGUUCCCAGGGUCCCCCACUCCUUCCCCCAGCGCCCUCCACCCGCUGGGCUGUGAAGGCCCCUUGAUGAGGAGUAAAGGGCCUGGGAGCUGAUCUUAUUCUCUGAUCUGCGGGACGGACAGUCGGACAGGAGGCUGGAGGAGGAGGGGCUGGGUUAGGGACAGGUGGCCACCCUCUGUCCAUGCCGCCAGCCUGGCCCAAGGGAGCCGGUGUGAGGCCCCCCACAGCUCCAUGGGCACCCUGUACGCGCUCAGCAGCGGGGCUGCCCUCGGGACCCCGGGCAGGCGCUGCAGGGAGCUGUCGGCCCGGCUGCUGUCCAUCCACAGCGACCAGGACCGGCUGGUGGUGACCUUCAAGACCUUCGAAGAGAUCUGGAAGUUUUCCACCUACCACGCCCUCGGUAAGGCCGAGCCGGGCGGGACUCCCCUGCCAGGCCCUGUCCACACCAGGCCAGUGUGGACAAUCGGGCUCAGAGUAGUUUACUCAGACAUGACCACCCCCUGUCGCUUCGAAGGGCCUUUCUUUGUCCUGUGUCCUGACGGCUACGUGAGAGUGACCACCGGUCCCCAGGGUGCAGGCAGGGGCCCCCAGCCCCUCAGGCCGGCUUCAGGGGCUCCCCAGGGAGAGGCGGCCCCGGCAGUGGGCUCUCCAAGUCUCGUCAGUGUGCAGGGCCACGCGUCUGAGCUGGACAGCGUGCUUUUCCUCGAUGAGGACGAGCGGGCCUUCUUCAGCAGGGAGGGCCGCUUCUCCGAGGAGGACGCCCGGCGGCUGCUGAGCAGGACGUCGGGCUCGGACAUCUGCAGGGCGUACAGCUUGGACAGACUCGGAGAAACUGAGGCUGAGCCGUCAGAAGAGCAAGAAACACCUCUGUCUGGCCUGCACCCGGAGCCACAUGAGACCCUGCAGAAGGUGAAGAAGGUUCUAGAACAAUGUAAGUCCCGCCACAGCUGCCCUGAGGAGCCAGUGUCCUGGGGUCUCCAAUCAGCGUCCAGUGGAGCAAGCUCACCAGACACGGAGGAGCCCUCCUUCUGCCUGGACGCGGAGGACGACUGGGCCGACCCGGAGGCCCUGGGCUCCCUGUUGCGGUUCCUGGACGCUCCUGGGUACGAGCCCGCCUUCCGUGGCCUGUACGACGCCUCCCUGCCGGGGCUCGGCACCAUGUUCUGUGGCCUCCCCAUGGCCCUGGCCAGGCUCUGCUUCCUGCUGGGCCGGCUGUGCGUGCGGAGGCUCAAGCUGUCCCAGGCGCGCGUGUACUUCGAGGAGGCCCUGGGGGCCCUGGGCGGCCACUUCGGGGACCUCUUCCUGGUGGUGGCCCUGUAUGCCAACCUGGCCACCGUCCACCUGCGGCAGAGCAACAGGGACAAGUGCGGGCAGGUGGUGCCCAAAGCCUGCGCCCUGCUCCUGGGGACGCCGGAGCACCUGGGGUGUGAGAGUCACAGGCGGGCGGUGGUUUUUCCGCCGCCGACAACGCUGAGUAAUGGAAACCACGAGCUGUUUGCCGGCGCCGAGGCCGCUCCCACACUGGGCCGGACAGGCAGGGCCCCCGGCUCGUCUCUGUCUGCCUGGGGCGUGACUGCCCAUAGCCCGAGCAUCCCCACCGUCGUGGGCAUAGCCCAGGCCGGGCAGGAGGGGCUGGGCACAGAGGAGCCCGGGGCCUUGAACGGACGAGGCCUAAUGCACUCAUUUGGCAGCUCGAGGGCCCCAGGGUGGCCGGGACGUGCUGUGAGGUCCCCGCUGGUGGGACGGCCACCUGCCCCGCUGGAGCGCUGUGGGUCUCACAGGCCUGCAUCCCCGCAGGUGGCCCAGAACGCGGCCCUGUACACGGGGGACCCCAACCUGGGGCUGGAGCUGUUCGAGGCGGCCGGAGACAUCUUCUUCAAUGGGGCCUGGGAGCGGGAGAAAGCUGUGUCCUUCUACAGGGACCGGGCGCUGCCCCUGGCCGUGACCACAGGGAAGCAGGAGGCGGAGCUUCGGCUGUGCAACAAGCUGGUGGCGCUGCUGGCGGAGCUGGGCCUGCAGCAGGAGGGCCUGGAGUUCGCCCACAUGGCCCUGGCUCUCAGCAUCACCCUGGGAGACCGUCUGAAUGAGCGCGUGGCCUACCACCGGCUGGCCACCCUGCACCAGCGGCUGGGCCACGGCGAGCUGGCCGAGCACUUCUACCUCAAGGCGCUCUCGCUCUGCAGCUCGCCGCUCGAGUUCGACGAGGAGACGCUGUACUACGUGAAGGUGUACCUGGUGCUGGGCGACAUCACCUUCUAUGACCUGAAGGACCCCUUCGACGCGGCCGGGUACUACCAGCUGGCACUGUCCCAGGGACUGGCGCUGGCGGCGGCCGUGGACCUGGGCAACAAAAAGGCCCAGAUGAAGAUCUACACACGCCUGGCCACCAUCUACCACAACUUCCUGCUGGACCGCGUCCUGGCGGGCGUUUUCCGGGGAACAAAGGAGGCAGCCAAGCGGCAAUAAAUGUUCUGCAGGCACCUCCUCAAGUCUACAGGCCCCUCCCUGCGGCCUCCUGGGGAGGGCCCAGGGCCUGGCCCCGUCCUGGGGGCCACCUGCAGCUGCACCCCAUCCUCGUGCCUAAGUGGGUCGUCUGUGAGCCCAGCAGACCCAGGCGGGUCCCCUGCCAGCCACUCAUGGCGGCGUGGCCUUGGGCAAGUUCCUCCCCGGCUCCCCUCCCGGAGCCCCCACUGUGUGUCCGCACGGUGCUCCGCCUUGAAUCUUAAGCCUCCCGUGAGGUCGGACUGCGAUGCUCCCCUUUGACAGCUGAAGAAAUAGAGGACCAGAGAGGCUAGGAGCUUUGCCCGCUGCCACACAGCAGAUACGGAGGGAGGGCCAUGUGGGGUCCGCUGCUGGGCCGCCCACCCCUGCCUUGCCCACCUGCUCCCCCCGCAGACCGCCAGGGCAGGAACCCAGGCAUCCCCUUGAAAUCCUCUCCCCGACUCACAGGCAGGGAACCAAGGCUCAGAGAGGGGUGCCAGGAGCUUCUCGCCACACGGCUCUAUUCCGGCCCCUCUUCUUUCUUGAACUUAUUUUGUUAACGAGGUGAAAUUCACAUAAUAUAAAUGUAACGAUUCCAA
This is a messenger RNA of Myotis brandtii (Brandt's bat), 3307 nucleotides long. It is a transcript of the gene SH3TC1, whose product is annotated as SH3 domain and tetratricopeptide repeats 1. The transcript has 14 exons. The coding region runs from base 459 to 2693 and encodes 744 amino acids. NCBI's taxonomy places the organism in Eukaryota, Metazoa, Chordata, Mammalia, Chiroptera, Vespertilionidae. The record is from RefSeq and is a predicted model, not a curated record. Gene Ontology annotation, molecular function: protein binding.